GGUCGAGCUGUUGAAUGACGGCCGUAGCUCUGUUGACACUUAAGAGACAAGAGAGACUCCUGGACUCAUACGGGCCUACCCUUUUUUAACACUUCCAGCGUGUGAAGAUAUCAGGUGAAAGAGGAGCAGCGCCUAAUCGGUUAUUUAGUGUCCGGCGGAUGUUACGGUCUGCGUGACGGGAAAACACCGUGUGGAAAUCGAGCGGACGUCUUCACAGGUUGAUGAUCCGUAUUUGGCACCAAGCAGCAAAAGUAAAUACAUGGUUGUAGUCUAUAGGCUGUCUGUAGUGACACGGGCUUACAUUAAAGAUGAACUAGGCGGUGCCUGUUUAUUCCUGGAAGAACACAGAACAGAAUGAGACAUUUAACGUUUCCAGGUUGGGCUUUAUUCGCUAAAGUUCACGCUCAGGCUUGUGCUACGAGCAGCGUGUAGGAGGAUAGUCUGUGUGUAAGGGACCCUCUGUGUUGCACAUUUUGACAGAUAGCCAAUCAAAUCUGUUAUUCAAAUCCGUGCUCUUAUGUCAGUGACCUAUAUCUCAUGCAUGUGCGCCAGUAGCCCACAAUAACCUCUCCACCAGACCAGACGGUAUGGGGAUCAACGGGUUAGACAAUCAAGCGCAGCCCUCCAGCGGAGUGUCCCGGACGGAGGAGCCAGCUGCAGACCCUCAGACGGAGCAGAGCGAUGCUCCCCAAGAAGCAGACAGGAGCAAGGAAAAUCAGGCGGCGGGCAGCGACUGUAAGAUCCCGCAGGAGGACAGCACUGUGCAGCUGAUUGAGGCCGGGAGCAAGCCGCCACUCUCCCCUUCGGCGUCUGACUCUGAGGCGGCUGUCCAGGUGGAGGAGCACGGGCACGGAUCUGCAUUCGUCCCGCCUGAAGGAGGAUUCGGCUGGCUGGUGGUUUUUGCGGCAACCUGGUGCAAUGGAUCAAUCUUCGGCAUUCAAAACUCUUUCGGCAUCCUUCACAUGAUGUUGAUGAAGGAGCAUGCAGACCCAGACGACAAGACUUCUCAGUUCAAAGUGGCCUGGGUCGGGGCCUUGGCCAUGGGCAUGAUCUUCUUCUGUUCACCUGUGGUCAGCAUGUUCACAGACCGCUUCGGCUGCAGGAAGACAGCAGUCAGUGGGGCAUUGGUGGCUUUUAUAGGGCUGCUAAGUACAUCCUUUGCAAACUCCCUGAGCCUGCGCUAUUUCACAUACGGCAUACUGUUCGGCUGUGGCUCCUCCUUUGCCUUCCAGCCCUCAUUGGUCAUCCUUGGCCACUACUUCCGCCAGCGCCUUGGUCUGGCCAAUGGUGUGGUGACGGCUGGUGCCAGCCUCUUCUCCAUGGGCAUUCCGGUUUUACUCAACAAGGUGGUGGAACCUCUGGGUCUCAGCAGGACCUUCCAGAUCCUCAGCCUCUUCAUGCUGGUCCAGGCCCUGCUGGCGUUGAUGUUCAAGCCAUUACUGCCUGCCGGAGGAGGCAUGGGACCCCCAGGCAUGGGUCCUGGCCCAGGAAAACCGCAAACCCAGUCAGGGGCCACUGCACAGGGGGGGAGCAGGUGGAGCAAGGUCCUUGGUGGGAUUAGGAAAUACUUCAACCUGCGGGUGUUUCACAUCGUGACAUACCGAUUGUGGGCGUUUGGAGUAGCUACAGCUGUACUUGGCUACUUUGUGCCAUACAUCCAUCUGAUGAGUUUUGUGAAGGAGCAGUUCAAGGGAACCCAGAAAGAAUGGGUUCUCCUGGUCUGCAUAGGAGCUUCAUCUGGGGUGGGACGCCUUGCUUUUGGCAAGAUUGGAGACCUGAUUCCUGGUCUGCAAAAGGUCUACAUGCAGGUGGUGUCCUUCAUAGCUCUGGGCCUGAUGUCCAUCUUGAUCCCUCAGUGCUUGGUGUUUGAGGGGCUGGUGGUUGUGUGUGUGUUCCUUGGGCUGUGUGAUGGCUGCUUCCUCACCAUGAUGGCUCCCAUAGCAUUCGAGCUGGUUGGGCCCAUGCAAGCGUCGCAGGCUAUAGGCUACCUCCUCGGCCUGAUGUCUCUUCCUAUGACCGCGGGUCCACCCAUCGCUGGUCUCCUACACGAUUACUUUAAGGACUACACUGUGGCCUUCUCCCUGGCGGGGGUGCCUCCUAUGGUGGGGGGCGUGGUGCUGUUCUUCGUGCCCCUGAUACACCGCAGGCUCCAGGCAGCGGCAUCAGCAGACGAGACGUCCACCCACAUGCUUCCUGCCGCUUCACCGGCGGAGGAGCAGAAGAGCUCUAAUGGAGACAUUCUGCCGGGCUAUACUGACGUAGAGACACACAUCUGAGUCGCACCAUUCAAAGGGAUUCAGCCCACCAGCACCUUUACUCAUCCUUAGAUUUCCCUCCUUUCAACCAUGGACUUCCUGUCGGCUGACCUUUAAACCUCUCACCCUCCUGGACUCUCAUUGCUUGUUUGUUAUUUUCAUGUGGAGAGAAAUUGAAAAGGGUGCUCUGGAUACAAGCCACAGAGAGGACAAAAAGAAGUCACAUCAGUGCAGGAUGAUGGGAAAGUCUAAGGAGGAUAAGCACAGCACAGUUUCAACUAGGAGUGUUUAAUCAGCGUGGACUCUGUAGUAACAUAUACCUCCAAAAGUAAUGAUUUUAACUGACUGUGGUUUCGGAAAUCACAGCAUUUAUUCUUCUACUUUAGCUUUAUGAAGCUGUAAAAAAAAAAUGCUAUGCUUUGUUUCUAGAUCGUAGUUAGGAUAAGAGGCAUAUAAAACAAGAAUUAGUGAAGGGAUAAAUUCAUACUCUCUUUAUGUCGUUCCUCAUGCGUCACGUUUUUUAACACAUUGCAUUUUAUUUAGUUUGUGUAGUUGAAUCACAAUCUCACAUUGAGUGGUUUGCUUAAUUCUAUUUUUGCAGUAUUCGGCUGUGACUGCUUCAGGAGGGACAUUAGUUCCUUUUGUAAAUUUCACAGGAGGUAACAGACAAUUCUUCUAUGAAAUCAUCCACCAGACACAAUCACCUCAACUCAACCGCACACUCACACCCAGGGUCCAAAGCAAUGACUUUAACUACUCUACCAGCCUCCCCGAAUGGGAGUCAGAUGGGAUUGCAACAGUUGUUGAUUCACACUGGAGUGUUACAUAUUUUUCGCGGAUUGAAUUUAGGUCAGUGACUUGGCAGCUUGUUGCAGGUUAACCUGUGCAGUCAGCAGGGGGGGAGUUGUGAGAGCUGUGCAUCCGCUGCCUGGAUUCCUUGAAAUUAACACUACAGUUGACUUCUCGUGUACAGCCUUAACUCUUAGCAUGUGUUUAUUCAAAUCAUCAUUAGACUUUUCAGCAGGGUGCUAGACAAAUCUGCGUUUGUUACAGAAAAUAUUUCACAGUAGUGGACACACUGUAUUCCUGUUGGAAACAUGCAGUCCUAAAUUGAGAUUAACGCUGUUGGUAAUUUAGGUUUCUUUUAAAUUUCAGAUGUAUAUCAGUUUAUCCUUUCCUCAGUGGGAAUGUGUGUCAGCGGCUUGUGCAGUUUUAAAAGUAAUGGCGAAACAAUGUUACACUUUGUUUUUGAGAGGGGACUACUGAGAUUAAAACUGCCAAAUGGCCUGAGUCCUCGUCAGGCCAUCUCACAGAUAAUCGAUUUUAAUAUGCUGCUUUUGUUAAAUUUCUAGUCAUGAGGGAGACACUCACUGUGUUGGCAGUAAUGAAACUCAAGAGGACAGUUUGCAGUUAUUGUGUUUCAUAAACAUUUGGACCACUUACCUCUGCACUUGCACGUUUUUGAAUCAUAAAUUAAUGGACAGAUGGGAAGUAGAGCUGCAAACAUUUUGAGUAUGAGUUACACUCUGUGGUUGAAUGAGGAGCAGAGAUGGGCAUCGGUACACAGUAAGGAUGGAGACUCCCUGGUAUUCAGGUGCCAUACCAUUCGGUCGAUACCCCUCUUUGCGGUCACUGACAUCACUCACUCGGCUUCUUGUGUUACAGAAGAGCCUUAAAGCUACACAAACCUCACUGCUGAGUGUAGUUUUUCGGGCUACAGGAAAACCAUUUCUGAAUAGGAAACAUGCAUCUAUACCUCAGCAAUCAAUAAUCCUCAGCAAUCCAGUUGAACAGGUUCUUAAUAAUUUCUGUGUAGUGGUUCUGUUUUUGGAAUCUGAAUCAGGUCUCAGAGCACAAAGCUGCCAAAGGCCUGUUUUCAAUCACCACGGCUUCCUCAGAAACCUCAUUAUGUAGUUUAGAAACCACAAAAAUGUGGAAACGUCAAACUUCCAUUCCCUGUAAUGUAACAGUUGGUGCGUAAUCCAUAUGCUUCUUUAUGUUGCCUUUUUAUCCAUUUGCCCCUUUGUUCCUGAUUCUCACCAUUCCUUCUCACUCACCACUACCUCCAUAUUUGGUGGCUUUUGUUUUGCUUCUCUUUGUGACGUCCUCAUUCUUUGUCUGUGUUUUGAAAUGCAGUUGAAUAAAUGUCUUAUAACCUUAACUAAGUUAAAAAAAAGAGUCACUAAACCAUAAUCAGUGGAUACUCAAAAAUUGGUUUCAUGUUUUUUGAAAGCAAACAAAGAAAUAGGCCUCUAGUUUGACUGAGGAAAUGAGACGGACAGGAGCAAAAGGCAUUUGUACUUAAAAAGUACGGCUGCCUGAAACGUCCACGUACAGCACUGUAAGCUAAUAAGUAUUAUAUAUUGUCUACACAGUGAGUCAAUUAAAACCAAAUUAACCUGAACAUGAAGCUCACAGUACUCUGAGCCCUAUUCAAUCUUAAAAAUAAAAGUGCUUAUAUAUUAUUAUAUUUAUAUAAUAAAGUGCUUUAUACAAAACGCAUUCAUCCUGCCUUGCCGUGUUGUGGAUUAACUAGUUACAUAUAAAGUAAUUAAAUUACUAAAUGUAUGUCAUGUAUUCAAUUCAGAAAAUUAAUUUUUUUGUAUCAAAAUGUUGGAGAUUACAAUAGGUUUCAUCCCCAAAAAUGUAUGUUGAACAAAUAAUUUACUUAAUGUUACAACCGCACGUUACAUUGAAGACAUUUCUAAAAGAAGUGCAACGGUAAUGGAUAUUGAGUGAUGUUUACACUGCUGUUUUAAGCUUUGUUUUAUGGAUUUGUCAGCUUAUUACCUAAUUUCAAACAUUUGUUAAAAAAAAUCUAAUAUAAUUAGUGAAAUUAUAUUGAUGAGUUAUCAGGGAAAUAAUUUGAAAUGUUAUCUGUAACCUAUGACAUUUCUAAAGUAACCUUUCCAACACCGCUUAUAAAUGAUUGUAAUCUGUGAACUAUAUUUUAUUUAUUUAUGUACUGCUUGUGUUAAAACAUAUUUAAAAAAAAGAUAUGUUAAAUUAUGAAAAAAAUGCAUAAAUAGAAAUCUGAAAACUGGAAAGUAUCCAACCUCAAUGUAUGGAAAACGUUUUUACAGAAUUUGUAUAAAAGAUUUGGUUUGACAAUCAUUUUAUAUUCUAACUUUAGAUUGUUACUGCUCCACUGAAAAAGAGUGCCAAGUUACUUCCUUAUUCACUGCUGUCAAACUAGAGGCCUGUGUCACCUGACCGUUCCACAAUCAGUCAAAGCUACUUUCUCCGCCAUAUCGGAGGACCAUGUGUUUCUAUGUGCAGAACGUAUCCGUCCAAACAAUAUUGACUAGAAUUGAGUUUUUGUGUCAUUUCACUGUGAACCUGUUUGCUUUUAAAAUGUUUGUUUGUGUGUUGACCUUGUUAGAUAGCAGCCUAGCAUCACUGUUGUUUUUGAAGAUGAGGCGAGGACUAGAGGCAAGACAUUUUAAUCAGCAGUGACCUCAAAUGUUGCCUUACAUUUACUGAACCAGCUGAACAACCAGAUGUAGAUUUCAGACUAGAUUAAAAUGUUCAGCUCUUAACUGGACAUUUUACUCAAUUGUUUUUUCUUUCUUUCUGUGUAGUCAUUAUUAACGUUGUAUCUUGAAUUCGACGGAGUUACAGUAGAUUCACCCAGUUUCUGGUCACAACCAGCUGAAUGCUCUUUUUUUUUGACACAUGUACUUUAUAUACUUUGUAGAGUUUAAAAAAAACAAAAAACCAUUAACUGUUGUUUUUGUUUAAAACAAUUGAUUGUUCUGUUAUUGUUUUUAGUGAUUCACUUCUUCAAUGACUUUUAAAGUAGUGACAGAUUUGAAAUGAAAUAUAAAAGUGAAGGAGCCGAAUGAAUGAAGAAUGAUACAAAACAUCCGGAUGGUUUUCUAUGGAACCAGUGUUUAGCUUGCCAAAGUAUUUUCGUCUAUGCAGCUGGGCUCGUGGUCCACUUCCUGGGACCACUUCACUUUCUACAUUUGUCUCCUCUAGCCUGCAUUCAUUUCACAGCUAAACCUACAGUAAAUCCCCUAAACUUUAAACUGCUAACACUACUCUUUAAUGUCUUUAGUUUAACUUCCAGACAGUCCCUGAGAGUCAAAUUGGUAAAAAUGUAACAUUUCUCUCCUGUUUGCUUUUAUUUACCUGCCUAUGAUGAACGAUUUGCAGGUCAGAGGUACAGAGAGGCACGUUUGGGCACUUUUUGAUCUCUUACUUGUGACAUUAUUUUAAGAUCAGUGCAAAACAGAUUCAAUUAACACAAAUCAGCAUGUGUCAUAUUUACUUAUUCAAUCACUGUGUGGGGAUGAUCAAAUAAUGCUUCAUUUAAUUUUGCUUUUUGCUUGAAUUGACUGGUCAUUUCUUUUGGUCAGUUGCCAGAAAACCCCGGCAUCUCAGUCUCACCCCUUUAGAUUUCCUCUGGCAGAAAAAAAAGUAAAACAAAUGACUUCAAUAUCGAGCCUCGUUAUUCUACUCUGCAAAGUGCCAUGCCCCUCUGACCUCAAUCUCGGCUUUCUCUUCAGCCUGAAACUGCACAAACACUAUGUGAAACCGGAUAGCUGAUGGUCUAUACAUCAUGAAGCUAAAAGUCCAACACCUCAUAAAAACUACUACGGGCCACCUCCAGCAAGAAUACCAGUCAUCACUUUUGAGUUUUGUGAAAGAAAUAUGUUAUUGCUUUUGGUCGCACAUAGUAAAUGUGUUUAUGUGCUCCAUAUGUUGUAAGAACCCUGUGUUAUCGUGCUCAUUUUUCAUUAUCUUGGCGAUCACAGCUAUAAAUCCGUUGUCUGGUGAUAUAUAUUUCUGUAUGGUGACAUGGCAACUCCUGGCCCAGGCCUUACAUCAGGAAAUAUGAGAAAUAUUUCAUUGCGGGGCUCUGCUAAACUUUCUUUCUCCAGACCUUUAAGGUUGCUGCACUUAAACCUCUAUUGCCUCUCUUCAAUUCUUAAAGCUCUGUCCUUCCUACACAAGCUACACCUUUUUUAUAUAAAUACAUACUUCUGUUUUUAGUCAUUUUACAAGAUGUUCUAACAAGGCCAGUGACGCCACAAGAUCUUACAUUAAGUCAUGCUGCUAGAGAAAUUAAUGUCAUUUUUUGUGUUUUUUUUUUCCUUUGUUGAAGUAAUUUUGAAUCUGUAUCAAAAGAGGCACAUUUUUUCUAUCAAACCAACAAUAAAGAAGUAAUGUGAAAACAA
Eleginops maclovinus (Patagonian blennie) is the source of this 7438-nucleotide messenger RNA. RefSeq names its product solute carrier family 16 member 2 (gene slc16a2). The transcript is spliced from 7 exons. Gene Ontology annotation, molecular function: thyroid hormone transmembrane transporter activity; monocarboxylic acid transmembrane transporter activity. Gene Ontology annotation, biological process: transmembrane transport. NCBI's taxonomy places the organism in Eukaryota, Metazoa, Chordata, Actinopteri, Perciformes, Eleginopidae. Gene Ontology annotation, cellular component: membrane. The record is from RefSeq and is a predicted model, not a curated record. The coding region runs from base 588 to 2276 and encodes 562 amino acids.